Vicia faba (fava bean) is the source of this 411-nucleotide messenger RNA. The record is from the annotation of a GenBank genome assembly. NCBI's taxonomy places the organism in Eukaryota, Viridiplantae, Streptophyta, Magnoliopsida, Fabales, Fabaceae.
AUGUUAGCAUAUGGUGUGGCGGUCGAUGCGGUCGAUGAAUACAUUAAAAUAGGAGGUACAACAACAUUAGAGUGCUUGUGUAGAUUUUGUAAAGGAAUCAUACAAUUGUAUGAGCCAAUGUAUCUCAGAGCCCCAACUCAAGAUGACCUGCAAAGAAUACUACAUGUUCGUGAAAUGUGGGGGUUCUCGGGGAUGAUUGAGAGUAUUGAUUGCAUGCACUGGGAAUGGAAAAAUUGUCCUACAACAUGGGAAGGUCAAUUUACCCGGGGAGAUAAGGGAACCACCACUGUUAUUCUUGAAGCAGUUACAACUUAUGAUCUAUGGAUUUGGCAUGUCUUCUUUGGAUGUCCGGGCACAUUGAAUGAUAUAAACGUUCUAGACCGUUCACCUGUGUUUGAUGAUGUUGAAUAG